AUGACCGGCCUCCAUGACAAGCGCGCCACGAGCGAGUCCCGGAGAGCCAAGCGCCCUGAGCGGUCGAAGCCCGAGUCGAAGGUGGCGGAGCCUCCGGCACGCCGGGCCAAGCGCGCCGAGAGCCAUGUUCCUCUGCGCAAGCGCGAGUCUGCGAGGCUUGCGCGACCACCCCGCCCCCUGGACUCGGACUUGGAAGGUGCAGUCGCGCCGCCUCCUCCUCCUCCUCCUUCUCCUCCAGCACGCCGCGCCGAGACCCCGGCCCCUCCGCCCAAGCGUCGAGCGGCGAGGGUUGCGCGACCACCCCGCCCCCUGGACUCGGACUCGGAGGGUGCGGUCGCGUCGCCUCCUCCCCCCGCACGGCGCGUGGAGGCCCCGGCUCCUCCGCCCAAGCCCGAGCACUCCGUCCCCCCUAAUUGGCAUCGCACCGCGUACAGACUCCGCAACCGCGUCGUCCGGGAUACCAGCAACCGCAAGCUCGCCCCCAGUCGCUACGACAACGGGAUAGAAAUUAAGCAUGAUCCAACAUGGCAAACUCCGACGUGUGCACGUGUGGCUUUGGAACACUACAACAACAUGAAUCAGGGGGAUGAGCAUGAGAUGGUUAAACCAGUGAGCAGCCAUGUCUUUGUCUUCAAUGGUAUCUGGUUCCAUGCGAAUUUCCUUGCUAAGCGAAAAGGAGCCACCAACUGUGUUGAUCUUGUCCCGAAGUACUUCUUUGCUGAAUCGGAAAUUGUGGGGACGAGGAAAAUAUCUUGUGUUUCAUGUGUUAAGCUUGACCCAGGCAAUCCCAAAAACAAUGGUGGUUGUAGCCUGUGCUCUGAGAAUAUCCUGCAUCCUGCUGGGGGUGGAUACCACAGUGCCCAAGCUCGAUCUGUUCGACAUGCUCCUGGUGGCCUACAGAUUUCAUUCAAGUUCUGA
This is a messenger RNA of Triticum turgidum subsp. durum (durum wheat), 918 nucleotides long. Lineage: Eukaryota; Viridiplantae; Streptophyta; Magnoliopsida; Poales; Poaceae. The record is from the annotation of a GenBank genome assembly.